Molecule: messenger RNA, 480 nt
Organism: Zychaea mexicana
Lineage: Eukaryota; Fungi; Mucoromycota; Mucoromycetes; Mucorales; Lichtheimiaceae
Product: thioredoxin-like protein
Exons: 6
Coding region: 1-480 (159 amino acids)
Biological process (GO): response to oxidative stress
Molecular function (GO): glutathione peroxidase activity
Source: RefSeq, a predicted model, not a curated record
AUGAACAAGUUUUUCGAUUUCACCGUCAAAGAUAUCAAGAACCAGGACUGGAACUUGAACGCCCUCAAGGGCAAUGUUGUCCUUGUCGUUAAUGUCGCGUCAAAGUGCGGCUUCACCAAGCAAUACUCGGGUCUUGAAGAACUUUACAAGAAGUAUAAGGAUCGUGGUUUCACCAUUGUUGGCUGUCCAUGCAACCAAUUUGCCGGCCAAGAACCUGGCAACGAAGAACAGAUCCAAGAGUUCUGCAAGCUGACUUACGAUGUCAGCUUCCCUCUCACUGCUAAGCUUGACGUUAAUGGCGAUAAUGAGGCUCCUCUUUACAAGUUUCUGAAGGAAUCGCAGCCUGGUUUGCUUGGCAUGAAGCGAGUCAAGUGGAAUUUUGAGAAAUUCUUGGUUGACCGUGAAGGCAACGUUGUGAAGCGCUAUGCAUCGCUCACCGAACCCAAGUCCAUUGAUGCCGACAUCGAGAAGCUUUUGUAA